AUGCUCGGGCUUCCAGACUUAGAGGUGGAGAAAAUUAGCUCGAGCACUUACGGAUGGAAGCGCAUCCUUGUAGCCCUGAACGGCGAAUUUUCUGAGCCCCGGCAGCUCAAACUGCCACCCCAAACCACAUUUGCGACUUUUCUGGAGCGGAGCUCUGCAUUACACGAGUUAGCGGAGCCUGCGAAGCGAGCGUUUUCGGACAAUGGCGAGGAGAUAUUCGAUAUGGAACAAGUCCUGGAUGACGACCUCGUGUACAUUUCAACAGGCCCAGGAUUCAUCGUUGGGAAUUACGGCAGUACUGGCGGAGCUGUUGGAGGGUAUAUUUUGAAAGAGGUUAUAGGUAGCGGUGGAUUUGGCAAGGUCUACAAAGGUAUUCACCCAGAAACCGAAUUCGAACUUUCCACAGAUUCUGUACUGCCCAUGAACCAUGUGGGAUAG
Molecule: messenger RNA, 438 nt
Organism: Eimeria acervulina
Lineage: Eukaryota; Apicomplexa; Conoidasida; Eucoccidiorida; Eimeriidae
Exons: 4
Coding region: 1-438 (145 amino acids)
Biological process (GO): intracellular signal transduction
Source: RefSeq, a predicted model, not a curated record